AAACUAUUAAAAGUUUAUGUCAGGUAGCCGUUAGCAUACUAGCUUCAAACGGUUAACCGUUGGCUUUGUCUGUGACGUCAGGAGCGCGACACGUAUGAACUCGCGCGAGGUUUUCCCCCCCCCGCCUCCAACCGAUCCAACAUGGCGCCGUAGAGACGUUGUUAUUGUUCCGUCGCUCCAUCAAAGCUUUCGCGGUGCGAGAGACGGGAAACCACGCAGAAAGGCGGACGGACGUGUUCAUGCGGGCAUGAGAGCAACAUCCGAAGAAGAUGAUCAGGUCCACCGGCUUCUUCCGAGGGAUUGACUGUCCGUUUUACGCGGAGUACAGCGAGGGCAAAGGCAGCAGAAAUGGGUGCAACAGACCGUACUGUCACUUCAGGCACAGCCAGCAGAGACGGCCGUCCUACGGAGCUCCAGCAGACCUGAAGAAGCAGAGAGACCUCCACUCCGCACAGAAAGAACAAGGCUAUGAUCCCUUCAACCCAGAAUUUGUGAGGCCUCAGGAGCAGCAGAAUGGAAAUCCGGCUGACUCAGGAGAUCUCAGCGGUGCUCUGGAGCUGGUCAACAAGGCCAUCGAGGAGGUCCGCAGCGAGGUGGAGAGGGAGAAGCGGAAGCUCUCAAGGAUUGGAGAUGAACCGUACAAUCCCAGUGAGAAUACCAGUUUGUCUUCAUCUGAUGCUGUUAAAACCAAAGCACCACCUACGCACAUGGCCUAUGACCCUGGGAGUUAUCAGAUGACAUCAGGAGGUUAUAAUCCCACACCUGGCUGCAGCAAAUAUACCUUGGAUUCAGACAACCAGGGGAGCAAUAGUAACUCUAUGGAAUAUGUUCCUACUUCAGUCAAAAAGCCCCCAUCUCGGACACAAACCCACCAACCCCCUUCUCCUCCCCCCAGUCCAAAAUACUCAAACAGCACUUCCACCUCCAAGUGUAAAUACACUGUAGACAAUUCAAGACCGUCUACAGAUAUGGAGUAUGACCCGCUGUCAAACUACUCGGCAGGAAUCACAGUGAAAAGUAAGAGGGCCAAGGGUGCACAAACUGUUAAGACGGAGGUGAGGAAGACACACAAACCAGAUGUGUCAGAUGAGGAGUGUGUUGUAGCUGCGAAAAAACCACGAAAGCAGAGCGUGGACUCAAAAAAGUACACUUUCUCAGACUCUGAUGGGGAGAGCUCAGGAACGGAGUAUCGACCCACCUCACUAAGUAAUCUCCAGCAGAGAAAAGGCAACAGUGGUUCACUCUGGAAUGCUGUGGGCAAGGAGAGAAAAGAGAGAACUGAAAGUAUGCUCAAUGCACUAACGCAGAGGAAUAAAGAGGACUUGACAGGGGACUCAGAUUUCCAGGAAGAUAUUGAACAAAAGGACAACCAAGAGAAAAGGAAGGUGGCGAGUCGAACUAGUCACGAGAAAAGUGGCAAAUCUGAAAAAGUCCAUAAACUUGAAAAGGAAGUAAACAGAACGAGUGGUAGUAAGAGUAGCAGCAGCAGCAGUAAAGACAAAGGGUCAAUAAAGAACUCGAACCAGGACUCUGCAAAGAAGGAGAACAAGAGUCAUGGAAAAAGAGAUGAUAGGAAAAACAUGGUUAAGAUUAAAACGUCAGAUAAAGUUCAAAGGGAAGGCAGAGAUGAGAAGAGAAGUGAUGGUAAGAUUAAAGCUGUGGAAAAAGUAAAAACGGACUCAAGCAAACGCAAUAAAAAUACAGAAAAUGGUGCAAGGGAAAGCAAUAAACCCAAAAUAUCAGACAAGGAAAAGGUGCUCAGCAAGUAUAAGGACCGCCCAAACAAAAACGGUAAACUCGAUAGCAGUAAAAGAGAAAAGGAUGUAAAGAAAAUUAGUAAAAGUGGUUCUAGCAGCGCGAGUAGUAGUAAAAACAGUAAAGAUAAGGUGAAGCAAAACAGCUCGUCCAAUGGGAAAAGGCUUGAGGACAAACGGCGAAGUCUGAGUCUUAGUCACGCAGACCUCUUUGGAGAUGAGAGCCCAGAGGAGGCAGAACCGAUAGACGUGGACGAUGACGACGAGGAACCCGAAGAAGUCCUGGUGAGAAAAUCUGCUGACGCUUUAAAGAGAGGGCGCCUGAACAAGAGGAAGGCGUCAGAGCUGACGCCGUCUUCCUCCGAAGACGAGGGUGACCACGGUGAGGAGGGCAGUGUGGCAGGUAAGGACGUGGUUGACGACAUCGGAAUCGACUUCUCUAGUUUCCAGGACGAUCUGGACUUUGACUCAGAUCCCAUGGAGGAGUGUUUGCGGAUCUUCAAUGAAUCCAAGGAUGUGAAGAGGGAGGACAAGGGAAGGCAAGCUAAACAGCCUUCCAGGGAUUCAGAGGAGGAGAGAAGCACAGAGAGCACUUUAACCACUCUUUUCCCCGGUCAAAAGAAAAGAGUCUCCCAUUUUGUUGCCAAAGGAAAUAGUGACGCACCUGCUAAAUCUGUGGUGCGACCGUACAAGAGACCCACAGCCCAGGAGGUCUGCUACCAGCGUAUGCAGAUGGCACAGCAGCAAGCUGCUCAGCUUUCUGCUUCGGUCAAAGUGUCCUCACAGAGCUCCAGCCCGAGCUUCUCUGGAGAGAAGAAGAGAAUUGCGCACCGUCCCAACCCACAGAUGACAUCCUCUAAAACAAGUCCUGCAAAUAAACCAGCCGCCAGUCGAGUGUUAUCGCCCAACCAGACCCAUCAGACUGUCAAGGCCCAAACCACCGCUGGAAUCUUGUCCAAGACCAUGUCCACUGUCAUGCAGAAGAGGAUGGCACACACACCCACUUUGAAGAGUAGUUCAAUGAAGCGCCCCAUCAUUCCCACUGAGUUCGGGGCCAAGGUUCCCACCAACAUCCGCCAGCGCUACCUCAACACUUUCAUAGAUGAAUGUGUCAAAUUUUGCCCAUCCGAGGACGUUGCCUUCCAGAUGGCCCUUGAUGAGGAGAGGCUGGUGUAUGAGCGCAGUAGCAGUAAGAACAUCUACCUCAAUGUAGCUGUCAACACCCUGAAGAAGCUCCGCAGCAAGAGCAGCUCGUGUUCAUCGCGUGUUACCAAGGACUCGGGUACAGGUGGUUACAGGAAGGCCCAGUCCCACGAGGAGGUCCUGGGGGGUCGUCUUGCUGCUACAACCAGUUUCACUGUCAACAGGAUGGGUAAACAGCAGGAGGAGAAACUCACUGGAGCCACACUGUACAGGAAGCUAGGAAACUACCUGAUGACGGAGGAGCAGCUCCAGGAGAAUGGAUACCCAAGAGCAAACCCUGAUGCUGCCGGCAAAGCCAUCAUAUUCAACCUCCCAGAGAAAAAGGCCAUUGCAGACCCGUUCAACAAGAUCUGCUGUCGAUGUGGAGCAGAGUACAAGAUCAAUGCCAAUGGCAACUGUGUACGGAAAGAGGAAUGUAGCUUUCACUGGGGACGAUUGCGCAGACACAAAGUCGCUGGAGGCUGGGAAACCAACUACAGCUGCUGUGCUGCAGCUGUGGGCACGCCAGGUUGCCAAGUUUCUAAGCAACAUGUUCAGGACGGGCGUAAAGAGUCAUUAGAUGGCUACGUCACGACGUUCAGUAAGUCUCUACCACCUGAUGGCAACGGAGGCGUGUUUGCUUUGGACUGUGAGAUGUGUUACACAAAGCAGGGCCUUGAACUGACGAGGGUGACGGUUAUCGACUCUGAGUUGAAAGUCAUCUACGACACAUUCGUCAAACCUGAAAGCAAAGUGGUUGAUUACAACACGCGAUUUUCAGGUGUGACGGAGGAGGACUUGGAGAGCGCCACCAUCAGUCUGAGAGACGUUCAGGCUGUGCUGCUCAGUAUGUUCAGUGCUGAAUCCAUCCUCAUAGGACACAGUCUGGAGAGCGAUCUGCUCGCUCUGAAGCUAAUCCACAGUUCAGUCGUAGACACGGCCAUUGUGUUCCCUCACCGCCUCGGCUUGCCCUACAAACGUGCCUUGAGGAACCUGAUGGCCGACCACCUGAAACGCAUCAUCCAGGACAACGUGGAGGGCCAUGACUCGAGCGAAGAUGCGUCUGCCUGCAUGGAGCUGAUGUUUUGGAAAAUCAAGGAGGACGCAAAGGUCAAAAGAUGACCCCUGACCUCUCUGCUCCACUGUCCUCAGUUCAGCUUGUUGCCUUCACGUUGGCUGCAGGGAGACAGAGAAGUUCGGGAGGCCUGCACCUGCUCUCAGAGAGUUAAGGUCAGAGUGUCGGGGUGAGGGGGUAGGGAGAGAGGGAUGGAUGGUUCAGCACAGGUGGAAGUUUUCAGCAGAUAAAAGCCAGAGGAGGGCCGUCUGUUGUCGCUGCCUACUGGACUGAAUCAGAGAACUGCCGGUCCCUUCAAAGCAAUAGGAGCCCAAAUUAACAGUGUUUUCAUUUGCUUAUUGGUAUUUCAGUUCUUAAUAAUGUUAGUUAUACAUGUAUUUCUGUUUAUUUAAGCAGUGUCUCAGUUUAUGAAUAAAACCUUUCUAUAGAAGAACUGCUUAAAAUGCCAGGGCAUUGUCCUCUGAACGAUGAUGGUUGAUAUGAUAUUCAUGCCGGGCUGUCUUCAGCCUAAAUUGCACUAUAGAAACGCUCUUGUUGUAUAGGGCCCAAGUCUGAGUACCUCAUCUGUGUUAUAAAGCAUUCACUUCUAAUGAAUAACACAUUACUUAGUUACACUUAAGUGCAUUGAUGUCUUAGUCUGUCGAAACAUUACUAUGUAAAUGCACUUGUGUUUUUCACAUCGCACCUCGUCUUCCGUCACCGAUGCUCUGUUUUCGGUGCGGCUCUUAUCGAGUUGUUGGUUGGCUCUCAAACCUGACUAAUCCUAUAAUACUUGAUCAUAUAAAAUACCCUCAGCAGACAUGUAAAGUCUCUGCUGCUACCUAUUUGGUAUAGUUGAUGGAAUAUAUCACUGUAUUUUAUAGUUCAGACAAAAUACUGACUAUAUCCACCACUGUCUCGGUGUCAUGUGCAGUGCAUGAAGUAAAACAACAGGAAUCAUUGUGAUAGCAGGAAUGACAUGUUUAUUCUUCCAUAAAGACAAAAGUAGGUUCAGUGCUGUUGAAUUGGGUUAUUAAUCACAGACAAUUAUCAUUUAGUGAGUACCAGCUAACCUGUGUUUUAUGUUGAAAAUGACUGAAAAAAUACUCGAGUGCUGUAAAUAUGCUGAAGCAGUUUCCUUUUGUAUUUGUUCAUUUUUGGUUGUUCAUCUUUUUCUAUUAAAAUGUAUUAGUUAAACAAA
This is a messenger RNA of Larimichthys crocea (large yellow croaker), 5191 nucleotides long. RefSeq names its product REX1, RNA exonuclease 1 homolog (gene rexo1). The coding region runs from base 270 to 4058 and encodes 1262 amino acids. Gene Ontology annotation, molecular function: exonuclease activity; nucleic acid binding. The transcript has 16 exons. Gene Ontology annotation, cellular component: nucleus. NCBI's taxonomy places the organism in Eukaryota, Metazoa, Chordata, Actinopteri, Sciaenidae. The record is from RefSeq and is a predicted model, not a curated record.